Molecule: messenger RNA, 1082 nt
Organism: Penaeus chinensis
Lineage: Eukaryota; Metazoa; Arthropoda; Malacostraca; Decapoda; Penaeidae
Gene: Roe1
Product: grpE protein homolog 1, mitochondrial-like
Exons: 5
Coding region: 51-710 (219 amino acids)
Biological process (GO): protein folding; protein import into mitochondrial matrix
Cellular component (GO): PAM complex, Tim23 associated import motor
Molecular function (GO): adenyl-nucleotide exchange factor activity; protein-folding chaperone binding; protein homodimerization activity
Source: RefSeq, a predicted model, not a curated record
AUCGCGAGAAUGGAUUGCGUGAGCUUGAAGUCCCACCACAAGGGACCACAAUGGCUAGUAUGAGCGUGAGAAAACUUCCUCUGCGAAACAUUUUGAAACAUUCCUGCUUCUUAAGGCAAACUACAGCUCUUGGAUGGGUGACUAGAAAUCCACGUCAGUUUUCUGCUACAGCAGAACAGUCAACAGAAGCAUCUGAAGCAGAAAAACAGCUGCAGGAACAGAUAACAACUUUAACAAAAGAGAAUGAAACUUUAACAGAAAAAGUAGCUGACCUUCAGGAUAAAUAUCGGCGGACCUUAGCAGAUCGAGAAAAUGUACGACUUAGAUUAGAAAAACAGAUAGUGGAUGCAAAGCAGUAUGGUAUUCAGGGAUUUUGCAAAGAUCUCUUAGAGGUCUCAGAUGUGUUCCGAAAGGCAAUAGAAAGCGUUACAGAAGAGCAAGUACAAAAGGGAAGUCCUGAAUUGAAGAAUCUUUAUGAUGGCCUUGUGAUGACAGAGACCCAGUUGCUGUCUGUGUUCCGGCGACAUGGACUCGAACAGAUCAAUCCAGCAAUAGGCGAGAAAUUUGACCCAUCACAGCAGGAGGCCAUGUUUGAACUGCCUUUGCCCGACAAAGCACCUGGCACAGUUGCACACACUAUUCGCCUUGGGUGGACACUCCACUCAAGGUGUAUUAGGUCAGCUCAGGUCGGCGUGGUUAAAGACAACUGAUUACUUUUCUGACAGAGUAGAUUUUAAAGACUGUCAUCUAUAUCCAGUGAAGGUGUAAAAAAAAUGUUUGUCUUUGUAAUGGAAUGUACUACUGGUGGGUUUUCUUUUCUGUUAAGAAUUUAUCUGUUAUCAGUUUUGUAUCAGAUAUGCUAGCCUACCACAUGACUUCAGUGCGCAAAAUUUUUCUGAUCUUUUGGAAGAACCCUUGCCGCCAGUAAAUGUGAUAAAUUAAAACCUCAAUAUUGUUUGUAUGGUCAAUCACAUUUUCUGUGUUGGCAUAGCAUGUGUAUGAAUGAAAUUGACAGCAGAAAAUACAGAAUAUAUAAUUCAAUAUUGUUAACAUGUAUAUACAAGUAAAUUUAGAAAUGAAAA